Molecule: messenger RNA, 318 nt
Organism: Bipolaris oryzae ATCC 44560
Lineage: Eukaryota; Fungi; Ascomycota; Dothideomycetes; Pleosporales; Pleosporaceae
Exons: 1
Coding region: 1-318 (105 amino acids)
Source: RefSeq, a predicted model, not a curated record
AUGGACAAGGCUAGUCAAGUGUUGGCGAAGGGCCUUCCGCCUGCCGUACCCACUUCUUAUCGUGCUCUUAUAGACUAUAGCGAGGUUCCUCGCUCCACCCUUCAUGCCCGUGCCCAAGGCCGCCGCUCGAUAGAAGAGAAGGCCCAGAGCCAACAGUAUCUCAGCCCGUGGGAAGAGGACGCGCUAGUCAAGUUCCUCCUACAGAUGUCUAAUCUAGGGCAGCCCGUGCGGAUCAAGUUCAUACCCUUCCUCGCCUUCUGCGUUGCCCGCCAGCGAUCUAAGCGAGCCCGACCACUGAAGCCACCGAACAAGAACUAG